UCCCUCCCGGUAGCAAUGGAAAAACCAUCAGCUUUCCUCCACUGGAUGAACCUUUCACUCCCUUCCCUCCGUCUCCUCCCACUCUUCUCAACCCUUGCUGCCUCGCCCACCUUCCUCCCGUCCAUCCUUCCAUCCAGCCUCAGUCCUACUCUGAUAGGUGUGCUGUUCAGUCCCACACGGAUCUGGCUUCUCUCCCUCAGAAUGUCCUGGACUCGAGCAUUCCUCCUGUCUUCGCUCUCCGUCCUCCUCAUCAUCACCUGUAAGUAUCUUGGCAGCACAAAAGGGAUCAGCAACGUUCCGCCUUCACGGAUGGAGGAAAAAAACAACAACAAAAAAAAACAGGAAGAAUUCAGUGCUAUUUUUUUUAACCCCCCCAUCCUGUCAUCUCCAGGAGCUGCGCGCCAGGUAUUUAUGGCCGAGUCGGACGCCUCAAACUUCUUCAGUCAAAAACGCCGCAGUCGCCGUUCACCCAAGCACUACGCCGAGGUCCAAGCUGAGCAGAGAAUGAAGCGAGCUGCUAGCGAGAGAAGGAGGGAGUAUAACGAGGAGCAGAGAGACGAAUACGAGAACUACCUUGAGGAAGACCGUGACGAAGUAAAUGAGAGGUCAAGAGAGACGAAUGAGCAGCUGCGAGAGUAUCAUUACGACGGCCUCUAUCCUCGAUUCUACUGGUUUCACUGAACAAGUGACGUCGAGUAAAAACUUCCACCUCUUCUUUAUAAGCAACAAGGCGCCUGUAUCAACGGCAAAUGGCUGACAUAUGAGAGCAAGCGCUAAAGUUAUUCAUGUAUGUGUAAGACAUUAAGCUACGUUAAGUUUUCCACAAACCUUAUCCUAUUUUCAGAAUUUAGAAAUUGUGCAAUAUGUGUAAAGUGUUUUAACUGCACAGUUUUUCUAUGGGAAGCUACCAGUUUUGCAUGCUUUUUAAAAUGGUUUUUAUAUGUGCAUACUGUAGGAAGUACACAGUGCAGCUGAUUGCACUGUGUGGUUUGCGCUGACUUACACAUAUUUAAGUUGCAAAGGAAUAAAGACCAGCUUCUAUGAGG
Messenger RNA from Gambusia affinis (western mosquitofish), 1046 nucleotides. RefSeq names its product upper zone of growth plate and cartilage matrix associated a (gene ucmaa). NCBI's taxonomy places the organism in Eukaryota, Metazoa, Chordata, Actinopteri, Cyprinodontiformes, Poeciliidae. Gene Ontology annotation, cellular component: extracellular matrix. The record is from RefSeq and is a predicted model, not a curated record. Gene Ontology annotation, biological process: regulation of osteoblast differentiation; embryonic skeletal system development.